AUGUUCGGUGGUGGAGGGGCAGCCAGGUGCCGGAGAAGCCAGGAUUUCCCAAGUCAGGUCCCUUGGGUGAGGACCGGGUCUGGGCGUGAGGGGACCCAGUGGGACGCAAAGCGAGAUCCUGUGGGAGAAGCGGACCGGCUCUCUGGGGGCCAGGCCACCCCGGGCGGGCCACGGGCACCCAGGACCCUGCUCCCGUCCGAGACUCUGCCCCGCAGACCAGGAUUUGGCCUGCAGCCCCUUGACGUCAGCUCCCGGCAGGCAGAGGAUGCCCACCGAGCCCAGAGUCCUCUGCCCUGGGGACAGUCGUCCUGGCUCAGGGACCCUGACCUGGGCCUGGAGCCUGGAGAUGGUGCGGGUGACUCCGUGGACACUUCUGGUUGCGGGGGCCCGCCAGGACUCCGGGAGGCCAGACCAGCUCAGACCGUGGGCCCAACCCUGCGGGAAGCCCCAUUUCAUCCGGGGGCGACAGGGGUGGGGGACGGGGAGUGGGGGGAGGCUGACCUGCUCCCCCUACAGGCCCACCUGCCCCCAGGCCAGGAGCUGCACCAGCUCCCGCAGUGGCCGCUCCGGCCCUCAGGCCCCCAGCUUCAAGCCAAGCAGUGGACUGUGGUGGCCCUCAGGCAGCUGAGCCCCGAGUGGGAGCCGUGGCCAGGCCACGUGGCUGGCCGCCCUCACACCCUGCUGUCCCCACGCCUCCCCUCACACCUCCUCCCGUGA
Molecule: messenger RNA, 717 nt
Organism: Rangifer tarandus platyrhynchus (Svalbard reindeer)
Lineage: Eukaryota; Metazoa; Chordata; Mammalia; Artiodactyla; Cervidae
Source: the annotation of a GenBank genome assembly